AUCUCCAGCUCGGCCACCGGCUCCGGCCUCGGCGCCCCCCUCCCAGAGCCCCCUCCCCAGAGCGGAGCCCACUCGAGGGCGCCUCUCCCGCCCCACCUCCCAGCCCAGCCGCCCGGCCAGAACAGCAGCCCCGGGAGGCAGCCCCACGCCAGCCUCCCUCCCUCCCGCCCAGCCCUGCCAGUUCCCCCCAACCAUGAAUCUCUUCCGAUUCCUGGGAGACCUCUCCCACCUCCUAGCCAUCAUCUUGCUUCUGCUUAAAAUCUGGAAGUCCCGCUCGUGUGCCGGGAUUUCGGGAAAGAGCCAGGUCCUGUUUGCUGUGGUGUUCACUGCCCGCUACCUGGACCUCUUCACCAACUACAUCUCACUCUACAACACGUGCAUGAAGGUGGUCUACAUAGCCUGCUCUUUCACCACAGUCUGGAUGAUUUACAGCAAGUUCAAAGCCACUUACGAUGGGAACCAUGACACGUUCCGGGUGGAGUUCCUUGUUGUUCCCACGGCCAUCCUGGCGUUCUUGGUCAACCAUGACUUUACUCCUCUAGAGAUCCUCUGGACCUUCUCCAUCUACCUGGAGUCAGUGGCCAUCCUGCCACAGCUGUUCAUGGUGAGCAAGACGGGCGAGGCGGAGACCAUCACCAGCCACUACUUGUUUGCGCUGGGCGUCUACCGCACGCUCUAUCUCUUCAACUGGAUCUGGCGCUACCACUUUGAGGGCUUCUUCGACCUCAUCGCCAUCGUGGCAGGCCUGGUCCAGACGGUCCUCUACUGCGAUUUCUUCUACCUCUACAUCACCAAAGUCCUGAAGGGGAAGAAGCUGAGUUUGCCAGCCUAGCCCUGGUCCUCGCCAUCCCUCUCCUCGGUGGCAGCGGCGGCGAGAGGCAGAGGAAGGCCACGGAAAACGAAGCGCCUUCCCAGCCAGGGGUGAUUUUUUAAAGAACCAACCUCUCCCCGCUCCCCAGCCCCCUCCUGCCGAGUUUCAGGGGGCGGUGGAGGACCCAAGUCUUGGGGAACUCAGGACCUGGGCUGUUUGUAGUUUUUUGCCUUUUAGAAAAGAAGAAAAAAAACCACAAAUCUUUCCACUAUGUAGUUUUUGAUUCUGAUGACUCCUUUCUCUUCUACUCUCUGGCCCCGAUUUUUAUAAACUGUUUUCGAGUGUCCCGUGGGGCCGGACAAGGCUGGAGAUCUUUUCCCUCCCGCGAGUUCCCUGGCUCCCUUCCAGAUCCUACCCCGCCAGCUCCACUGGUUGCCAAACACUAAAUUGGCAGACACCUACCUGCCGGACCUCCCACCGUGGCACAACACUCUGUGUCCCCCAAACUUCUGCAUUGGGGAGGGGGAGGUGGGGAGGGGAGGUCUCCCCUGAUUUUUCAUAAUAAUUUUUUCCCAGAGUUUGGGUUUUGGGGUCUUGUCCUCGGUUUUUGUUUUUUUUUUUGGUUUUUUUUUUUUGGCAAUUUAGGUGGACGUGGGCAGGGGGCUGGCCCGAGGGUCACCACAGCUCUGCCGCCACGUUUUUGUACAGAAUUGAUGGUUGAUUCUUUGUUCUCUUGAAAUAAACAGAGGAAAAUGAUGCCUCUCUUUUGCUA
Molecule: messenger RNA, 1583 nt
Organism: Camelus dromedarius (Arabian camel)
Lineage: Eukaryota; Metazoa; Chordata; Mammalia; Artiodactyla; Camelidae
Gene: KDELR1
Product: KDEL endoplasmic reticulum protein retention receptor 1
Exons: 5
Coding region: 194-832 (212 amino acids)
Biological process (GO): protein retention in ER lumen; endoplasmic reticulum to Golgi vesicle-mediated transport
Cellular component (GO): cis-Golgi network; endoplasmic reticulum; membrane
Molecular function (GO): ER lumen protein retrieval receptor activity
Source: RefSeq, a predicted model, not a curated record